UAUGACGUAACCGAUAUCAGCGUCAAUCAAAAUUACGACAAUUAUUUAUUUCUAAAUGAUAUCGCCUUGGUUCACCUUAAAAGUCCAAUUAGGUACAAUAAGCUAGUGCAACCAAUAAAUCUUACGAAAUCCGAUGAAGGUCUUGAAGGCUUGCCGUGCACAAUAUCCGGAUGGGGAAGUACAACGGCUAAAGGAAAUAUUUCGAAUAGUUUGCAAGAAAUUGAGUUGACAGUUCAUUCACAGAAAGAAUGCGAGAAAAUAUAUUGGAGAGUGUCAGACAGUCACAUCUGUGCGUCCGCUAUCAACGGAACAGGACCAUGCUUCGGUGAUAAUGGUACUCCUUUAGUGGCUUAUGGAGCUCAAAUUGGAAUCCUUUCCUUUACUAAUACUUGCGCGAAUGGAGACCCAGACGUUUACACAAGAGUGACCAGUUUCUUAUCUUGGAUCACCGCAAAUUUGAAGACUUAAAAGAUAUUAUUUAUUUAUUAAAAUUCCACUUGGUCUUAUCUAAUUUACAAUUUAAUUAAUAGUAUAGUUAGAG
Wasmannia auropunctata (little fire ant) is the source of this 541-nucleotide messenger RNA. Its product is annotated as chymotrypsin-1-like. Gene Ontology annotation, biological process: proteolysis. The transcript has 3 exons. Gene Ontology annotation, molecular function: serine-type endopeptidase activity. The record is from RefSeq and is a predicted model, not a curated record. The annotation marks the transcript as partial. NCBI's taxonomy places the organism in Eukaryota, Metazoa, Arthropoda, Insecta, Hymenoptera, Formicidae.